AUGGCCAUCUCUUUCAUGGAUAAACAUAUGUUGCCUCUCUUCUUCUUCUUCUUUUUCCUUCUACUUCCUCCCACCGCUUAUUCAGUUUCUUUCCAAAUAACCCGAUUUGAACCCACUGACACCGACAUACAAUAUCUGGGUGAUGCUGUACCUUCUGUUGGAGCCAUUGAAAUGAUCAACAAAUAUGGAUAUGUAUGCCGAGUUGGUUGGGCCAUCUAUGCUAAGAGGGUGCCGCUUUGGGACUCUCAUACGAGAAAGCUCACCAACUUUACUACACAUUUCUCCUUCACUAUCAACACCCAAGGCUUGCCCCAUUACGCUAGUGGGCUGGCAUUCUUCUUGGCUCCUGCUGGGUUUGAAAUCCCGCCAAAUUCAUCUGUUGAGUUUGACUCAUUCUCGAACCCUGAAUGGGAUCCUCCUGUUGAGCAUGUAGGGAUUAACACCAACUCAAUUGCUUCCGCAAUUUACACCCCAUGGAAUGCCAGCUUGCACAGCGGAGACACUAUUGAUGUAUGGAUCACCUACAAUGCUUCUACCAAGAAUUUGAGUGUUUCUUGGAAAUACCAAAAAACCUCUAAUACUUGGGAGAAUACCAGUCUUUUUUAUGAAAUUGAUCUCAGUGAAAUUCUUUCUGAAUGGGUCACGGUUGGAUUUUCAGCUGCUACAAGUCACUCUGGAGAGCGAGUUCAGAUUCAAUCAUGGGAAUUCAGUUCAAGUUUAGACAUUAAGGAAACAAAUGGAAAGAAUGAGAAAAAGAAGAGAUUGGUGGUUGGUUUAACAGUUUCAGUUGGUGUUUUGAUUGCAGGGGCAAUUACAACGUUUGUAAUAUUGUGGACAUGGAAGGGAAAGAAGAAGGAAGCAACAGAGACAGUGAAAUUAACAUCGAUAAACGAUGACCUCGAAAGAGGAGCAGGACCAAGAAGGUUUUCAUAUAACGAGCUUGCUUCAGCUACCUACAACUUCUCAAAUGAGAGGAAGUUGGGUGAAGGAGGGUUCGGCGCAGUUUACAAGGGGUAUUUAACUGAUUUAGACAUUCCGAUCGCUGUGAAAAAAAUCUCAAAAGGGUCUAAACAGGGAAAGAAAGAAUAUAUCACCGAAGUGAAAAUCAUUAGCCGACUGAGGCAUCGAAAUCUUGUGCAACUCAUAGGAUGGUGUCAUGACAGAGGUGAGUUCCUACUUGUCUACGUAUUUAUGCCAAAUGGUAGCCUUGAUGCUCACCUCUUUGGCAAGAGGAAUCCUCUCCCUUGGGCUGUGAGAUACAAGAUAUCUCUUGGGUUGGCCUCUGCAUUGCUCUAUCUUCACGAAGAGUGGGAGCAAUGUGUGGUGCACCGGGAUAUCAAAUCGAGCAAUGUCAUGCUAGACUCUACUUUCGGUGUCAAGCUUGGUGACUUCGGGUUAGCUCGGCUUAUGAAUCAUGAGCUAGGUAAGGCUAGUAAAGAGUCCGACGUGUGUAGCUUUGGGGUGGUUGCAUUAGAAAUUGGUACUGGAAGAAGGUCAACUGAUCAUAUGGAAAAUGAUUCUGACAUAGGGUUGGUCCAGUGGGUGUGGAAUCUUUAUGGGAGAGGAGAUAUUCUUUUGGCAGUAGAUGGGAUGCUGCAAAAUAAUUUUGAUGAAAAACAAGUCGAGUGCUUGAUGAUUGUUGGGCUUUGGUGUGCUCACCCUGAUAGAAGUCUUAGGCCCUCCAUUAGGCAAGCAAUUCAUGUUCUUAAUUUUGAUGCAACAACACCAAAUCUUCCAACACAGAUGCCUAUUCCCAUGUAUCAUGUACCUACACUGGCAGUCAAUUCCGGUGAACCUUCCAUAACUACAAGCCUUCAAUAUGGUCGUUAA
This is a messenger RNA of Corylus avellana, 1830 nucleotides long. The record is from RefSeq and is a predicted model, not a curated record. Lineage: Eukaryota; Viridiplantae; Streptophyta; Magnoliopsida; Fagales; Betulaceae.